Verticillium alfalfae VaMs.102 is the source of this 1773-nucleotide messenger RNA. RefSeq lists its product with no specific name. Bases 1 to 1773 code for a protein of 590 amino acids. The transcript is spliced from 2 exons. Lineage: Eukaryota; Fungi; Ascomycota; Sordariomycetes; Glomerellales; Plectosphaerellaceae. The record is from RefSeq and is a predicted model, not a curated record.
AUGCCCACUCACGAGGGAUCGUCGGCGCCUCUAUUCGACAUGGAUGCGUAUCCGGGACUGCAAGUCGUGGUGCUGAAAAGGCGCUUCGGCGAACUCGAGAACACCAUGGACGAAAUCAUCCGAAAGAGAAUGGCAUCGCAAAAGAGUAUCAAGGACACAGCGAACCUGCACAAACUGCUGCUCCUGCGAACACAGAUCAACUCGUUGGCGUCCCAGAUGGUUCAGCAGCUCGGCGAUGCGGCCACCGGCAAAGUCAACACGGCCCGUCAGCCGCAUCGCAUUCCCAGGAAGCCUGUGCCCUCGCCGUCCCCACGACAUCCCCUGAGUUCCGGCCCUACGGAUGUUGAGACCCAGCCAUCGCUGAACGGAGCCUCUCUGCCGACUCGUCAGCCUGGCGAGUCUUGCUCGACGCUUGCCGUGGCGCCUAUUGAUAUGAAGACCUCCUUUGUCGCCUCGUCUCUGGGUUUGCACACCCCAGGUUCGAACACACUCGGCCAGCAUGCACCUCCGGCGGCCCCUGCAGCUGCGGCGCCUACGGCUGCGGCUCCAACAAUCCAGCCCAACCACAUCAUCUAUCGCAAGCUCGAGGCUGCCUACUGGGCACGGUUCUCGUUCCUCAAGAAGCGCAUCCACGACGACCACUGGCAAGCCUUCAGCAGCAGAGCCAAGAGCGAAGGCUGGGAAGGCGAGAGGCUGUACGCGGAGGAGCUCGAAAUGUUCCACGAGGAUAUCACCAGCCUGGCCGCCAUCGAGACGCAGCAUGACUUUCUGCGCUACGGCAUGAAGGGCCUCAAGACAAAGGAGGCCGUGGCCGCCUACUGGAAGCUCUGCGUCGAGCGCGCCGCGGCUAUACCGUGUCACAUCAAGCGGCAGCAUCGUCGGCAGCAGCAGUUCAAGGAGGUUCAGGACCUGAAUCACGAGCAAGAGGAAGAGGCCCACAGCAGGCACCUUGGUCGACUGCCGCGGCUUGUGGCCCGGUAUAGUCGCUCUAUGCGGAAUCUUCCUUUCGGCGAGGGCCUGCAGAUGCUCGCCCACAUCCCUUGGCGACAUGGACUGCAUGGACGGCGACGAGGGGCGGGGCGUCGAGCCCGUCCCCGUGCCAGCCGCGGCGAGAAGCUCGCGAAAAGUGUCGUGGAAGAGUUCCGGCGGCAGUACGAGCAACCUCGCAGCACGGAGGACAGCGCCGUGCAAGAACAGGAGGCAGGCGUGAUGGAAACGUCGACGCAGAACUGCGAGCACUCUGACGCGUGUGGAGGCACGCUGCGGUUCCACCCCCCUCCGAUGCAGGCCGGAACGUGCUUUGAUGUUGUCAUUUCCCUCGACGACAUCAAGUCCACGGAAGCACCCGAGGUGACCGCCGAACGAUCUGUCAGAGCCGCGCUCGCGAGGCUCUUCGAGACCCUGGGUAUCGCGGCCUUGGGCGACGCCGCCAGGCUCGAGCCGCUUCAGCCGGUCGUCGUCGAGGAGGUGGACGUCCAUUACUUUGCGCCCUGGUCCACGAAGAGGCGCGCCAUUGCGUGUGCCGUGGCUACCAUUCGCGGCCAGCUCUGGGGCGACGGGGCUGUCCUCCGCUCCGAAGCGUCGCCGCAGCUUUGCGAGUUUAUCGGAACGCGGUCUGGAGACGGGAGAAGGCCCGCCGCCGAUAUGCAUGCGACUGGUGACUACAACUGUGAGUCUGAGGGGUCGAUGGAGCAUCAGCCGGACGCUGACAUCUCUCUCGACGUGGAUUCGGACGCCGACAGCUGGGCCUACUGUACUGUGGAGGACUGGUAG